Setaria italica (foxtail millet) is the source of this 1953-nucleotide messenger RNA. RefSeq names its product protein HLB1. Gene Ontology annotation, molecular function: protein binding. The coding region runs from base 163 to 1635 and encodes 490 amino acids. Lineage: Eukaryota; Viridiplantae; Streptophyta; Magnoliopsida; Poales; Poaceae. The transcript is spliced from 14 exons. The record is from RefSeq and is a predicted model, not a curated record.
UCGGCCCUGCUGGUUCCCGUCCGCGAAGUGACUGACCACGACGCGGCCGCGCGGAGCGAGACGAGACGAGACGAGAGAGACCAGUGACCACCACGCGCUCGCGGCUCCGCUCCGCUCCCAGAUCCCGCCGCGGCGCGCGCGCGCGAGCCCCGAGGAGUGAUCAUGGAGGAGCCCACGGAGGCUAGGCCCGCGGGCGCCGAGGGCCUCGCGAACGGCGCGCGGGAGCCGGAGGAGCCCGCGCCGGAGGUCGAGGAGGAGGAGGCGGAGGAGGAGCCGCCGCGAUCGGCGACGGCGAAGCAGGAGGAGGCGAAGGCGGCGCUGGGCGCGGAGGGGUCCCGCCCGUUCACCAUGCGGGAGCUCCUCGGCGAGCUCAAGGAGGACGGCGAGGCGGCGGCCGUGGGGUCCGGCGGCGGCAGCGCGAGAUCUGCGUUCGGGGAUGGGAACGGGAUCGGAUCCGCUGAUGCCGAGGGCUCGUCCUACAGCCAAGAUAGCACACAGCAGUUUUCAUCCCACCAUGAUGUAGCGAUGGACUUGAUAAAUAGUGUAACUGGAGUUGAUGAGGAAGGCCGCUCGCGCCAAAGGAUUCUUUCUUUUGCUGCCAAAAGGUAUGUGAAUGCAAUCGAAAGGAAUCCUGAUGACCCUGAUGCAUAUUAUAAUUGGGCUCUAGUCCUCCAGGAGAGUGCAGACAAUGUGGAUCCCAAUUCUAGCUCCUCCAAAGAUGCGUUGCUUGAGGAGGCUUGCAAAAAGUAUGCUGAAGCUACUCGACUUUGUCCAACUCUUUAUGAUGCAUAUUAUAACUGGGCUAUUGCAAUUGCUGAUCGGGCUAAAAUGCGAGGUCGGACAAAAGAAGCUGAAGAACUCUGGAAGCAGGCAAUACUGAACUAUGAGAAGGCUGUUCAGCUUAAUUGGAAUAGCCCACAGGCUCUCAAUAACUGGGGUCUUGGGCUACAGGAGCUCAGUGCAAUUGUUCCUGCCCGGGAUAAACAAACCAUCAUAAAAACAGCUAUAAGUAAGUUCCGUGCUGCAAUUCAGCUGCAAUUUGAUUUCCAUCGGGCAAUAUACAACCUCGGAACUGUCUUGUACGGUUUAGCUGAGGAUACCAUGAGAUCUGGGAAACCAGAUGUCUCCCCGAACGAGCUUUACAGUCAAUCUGCUAUCUAUGUUGCAGCUGCUCAUGCUCUGAAGCCAAAUUACUCGGUCUAUCGCAGUGCUUUACGAUUAGUCCGCUCAAUGUUGCCUUUGCCAUAUCUCAAAGUGGGGUAUCUGACUGCUCCUCCAGCAAACAACGCCAUUGCACCACACAAGGAUUGGGAGAGGUCGCAGUUUAUUUUGAAUCAUGAGGGACUCCAGCAGGCUGAUGCUUCUGACCAGCCUCCAUCACAAUCCCCUGGGCACAUGGACAGAGGCAGAAAGCCUGUCAGAAUAAAUGUUUCAGAUAUUGUUUCGGUAUCAGCAUGUGCUGAUCUAACGCUGCCAAGUGGUGCUGGCCUUUGUAUAGAAACAAUUCAUGGACCUACAUUCUUGGUCGCCGAUAGUUGGGAGGCUCUUGACGGCUGGCUAGACGCUAUACGCCUAGUCUACACUAUUUUUGCAAGAGGAAAGAGCGAUGUCCUUGCCGGUAUUAUCACUGGUUAAAUUGGUUGGCUGCAAGUGCAAAACAGCCACUGGAUAGAGGCGUGAAGUUUUGGAGAUUCUGCUGCAACCUUAUCAGUUCAAUGCCCUCCUUUGAUUUGUUAUGUCUCCCCAUCUGUGAUUUAUCGCACAGUUUUUCUAGAUGUAGGGUAUAUUAUAUAUGUUGAAUUGUAACUCAUACUUUCCACUGAUUGGUGAUGUGUCCAUUUUCGUUUGUAAAAAUGGCCGUGUCACUAUUGUGUAUUCACAGCAGAUGCAUCGGACAUCCUUUAGUUUGUGGUUUUAUUUCUCUGUAACGAUGUAUCAAGUUUACUGCUGGAA